AUGAACAUCAAGUCGUCGUCCUCGUUGUCUUCUACGGCAAAUGUUGAUACGGAAAAGCUCCAUAACCUUGUGGGCUUUUGGAUCCUUGGAUUCAUUAAUAAUAUUGGUUACGUCAUUAUGAUUGCAGGUGCACAGGAAAUUAUCGCAGGAGGUGUUGGUCUUGUCUAUUUAGUUGAUAUUUUUCCAGCUCUACUGAUCAAACUCUCGGGUCCUUAUUGGUUUCAGCUUGUAUCAUAUCGUUAUCGUACCAUUACAGGCUCCAUUUGGAUGUUUCUAAGCUUUCUUAUUGUUGCAAAAGGUAGCCAUUCCUUAUGGUUACAAUUACUAGGUGUUGCAUUCUCGGGAUUACAAUCAGGCAUGAUGGAAGCAAGUUUUCUUGCCAUGUCAUCGUUCUAUACAAGUCCUAUACGUUGUUUAACGUGUUGGUCAAGUGGGACGGGACUUGCUGGUGUUGGUGGCUAUGCGUGGGUUGCAAUGUUUCAUCUCUAUGCUGAUCUUAGUUUUCAAACGACACUGGAACUUGCCAUGAUAAUGUUUCCACUCUUGUACGUUCUUGUCUUCCUCUUUGUUCUAGAUACGUCAAAACUUCCUCCUGCAAGAACUUGUAGUUACAUGUCAAUUUCAGAGAAGGAUGGAGUGACAGAAACGGUCAUGGCAGUUGUCGAUCACACAAAAGAUCAGUAUCAACAAAAGAUGAAAGAGAUCAAGUGUGUUAAAAGUCGGGAAGAACCAUCAUCAUUUAUUGAUGCCUCAACAAUGCAGUAUAAGGAAAAGAUGAGAUUCAUAUUGACACUUGGACCGUACAUUAUCCCACUUACGAUGGUGUAUUGGGCCGAGUAUACCAUGCAAACGGGCGUCUGGUCGGCAAUUGGAUUUCCUGUUGAUAGUAAGGAAGCUCGAACUCAUUUUUAUGCGGCAGCAGGCUUCACGUACCAAGCUGGCGUCUUUAUUUCAAGAUCAUCAGGUGUACUUUUUCAGGCAACAAGGCCGAUAUUGUAUCUCAUGCCAGCAUUGCAAAUGGUAUUGCUAGGAUUUUUCACGAUUGUGGCGGCCACGCACUUUUGGUACAAUUGGGGGCUGCUGUUUGUGUGCUUUGUGGUUGGAUUGCUUGGUGGUGGCGUGUACGUGAAUGCGUAUACGUUGCUUUCAAAGGAGAUUCCAUUAAGCCAUGUAGAGCUAGCACUUGUGGCCGUGUCCGUUGGCGACACGGUUGGAGUCAUGUUUGCAGACUGUGCUGGUUUAUUCCUUCAGGGUUGCCUGUACUCCAUCAAUCAUCUUUCAGGCGCCUCAAUGAAUGUGGCUUGUUGA
Peronospora belbahrii is the source of this 1308-nucleotide messenger RNA. NCBI's taxonomy places the organism in Eukaryota, Oomycota, Peronosporomycetes, Peronosporales, Peronosporaceae. The record is from the annotation of a GenBank genome assembly.